UUACUGGAAGAUGAUGUGAAUAUAUAAAAGAAAACUGACUUUAAUAUGCAUCAAAGUAAUCGCUAAUUCUGAACAUUUUCAUUAGACAAUUUUUUGUUAAUUACAAAGAAAAUUAAGAAAAGGGCAAAUGUACCAUUGGUCCAAUGUUUCCCAGGGUGAGGUUUCAAAUCCUGAAAAAGGAUUAGAGGGAAGUAUCGAAAAUAAUGUCGUCUAUGUCAAGCGAGAGUUCAAUGAGCACUUUACAGCCGAGCAUAACGAGGGUUGUAAAUUCACAAGUCGAACUGGGACUUUUACCAAUUGUCCUCGCCACCCUGAUUGUUUUUAUUCUUUCAAUUAUUACUGUAGGAUGUAACUCAAUAAUACUCGCCGCAUUCUACAGAUAUAAGCGACUUAGGACUGCCUCUAAUUGCCUCCUCGUAUCUCUUGCGGUUAGUGACUUUGGGGUUGGCGUAUUCAUGCCAUUUGGUACAUACCUCGAGCUUUCGGAUGUCUCGAAAAGUGAGACGGGAACACGAGCGAUGGCUUCCUCGUUGAGCCUUUGCGUCGUGCCCUAUUGCAUCCUUAUUGCUCUCUGCAGCGUGAGUGUAUUGGUUACGGUGGCAAUUGCCGUCGAUCGAUUAACCUCGCUUGCCCAGCCUCUUAGAUAUAAAAAUAUUAUUACUCAUAGUAGUAUCGAGAAGUACAUCGCGAUGUUUUGGAUAUAUGCGACGGCAGUCGGUCUUUCGCCCCUCAUCUAUGCCAGAAUUGCCGAUGUUAGUCAGGUCUACAGCGGAAGUUGCCGCUUUAACGGCGUUAUAAUGCCGCCUGUGCGAAUCUUUCUAUUCUUGGCCGUGUGGGCUCCAAGCGCCUUUAUACUACUUGGCUGCUAUGUGUAUGUCUAUUUGGUGGCGCGAGCUCAUGCGCGCGCGAUCUAUACGGUCGAACUGUCUUUUCGAAAUCAGACGCAGACUUUGGUUUUGCCACGGUAUGGCCAGACUCUUGCCGUGACCGUUGGUGCAUUCUUCAUAUUAUGGGUACCAUUCCAGAUUUGCAUGCUACUGGAUAUUUUUUGUGGUACAAAUAUCCUUUCGGACUGCACCGUUUGGUUGGGUCUGCCGAUCCUUGCCCACAGCGGUACAAAUCCAUGGAUUUAUGCAUUUCAUCACGGUGAAAUGCGCAUCGCUGCGAGCAAAAUUACCGAGGAUAUAGUGACGUUAUUCGGUGUAAUGCCAAGCAGAUAUGGUUGCUCGCCAACGAGAAGAGGAUCAAAUACCAAUCUCGAAUUGGCUGAAGUGAUUAAUAGUAACGCAGAACGGCGAUUACCUAUUGAAAAUUGCUUCGCCGCCAAGCGCCAAAGUAUCAUAUAUUCAAGUAAGCGAUGUCUUGAAGUAUCUAGCAAAAAUGCAGAUAUUUCGCCAGAAAGUAUGAAUAGGGGAUCUUCGUUCAAAAGUUAUAAACAAUUGAAUAUUGUAGAAGAAGAUAUCCAUGAUCUCACAAAAAUGCUAGAUCCAAAGUACAUCAUUAACCGAAAUCAUGUUAUCAAUUCGAAUCAUAAUAUUGACAAAAUUAAAAAUUUUAAAUAUUUGUUAGAUCCAACAUUCAAUAAGAUUCGGCAUCUUAGAAGACUCAAUCAUAAAAGAUUAGCUUGUAAGAAUAUUGCCCGAAUCCACCAGUCUCGUUUUAUAUCAUAUCAAAAUUUAAAAGCAGAUGGAAUUUUAACAAAAAAGGCUGCGAUACAUUUAAAUACAAUGUCUGAUCCAAUGCUAAGUAUCGAUAGUCCUAUUGUUAAUAAAAAAUCAAUUAAUGACGUUAUUUUUAAGCAUCCCCGUAUGUUCGGAAAAAAAUCAUCGACUAUUUUAUCAUUUUCCGAUUCGAACAUCAAGGAUUCUGUAAAAAAUUCUGAUCAUAAUUUGAGAAUCUUUUCCACGCAUAAGAAAUUAUUCGACAACCAGAGAUACUCUGUGCAGAACAUAGAUAAACGGUACAAUGAUCAUGGGAUCAUAAGGAAUAUUGUACAAAAUCAAUAUAUAGAACGACACACCCGGCUUUUCUCCUGGACUCGUACACGUCAGAGAAUCGCUGCAAAGUAUUACGAAACAUUAAGUCCUACAUUAGACUUGAAACUCCAGCAAACAAGCUAUACUUCUCUUCCUACUCCAGAUGUAAUUAAGUCUAAUUCUAGAUUAAGUACUAAUCAAAGAACUUCUAUGAGACACUUAACAAUAAUACCAAAUAAAUUGGCGAAUCUGCUGUAUUCCGGGGAAUUAAAAUCGAUAAACUUAGAUCCAUCCAUGGAUUCAACGGUAAAAUUACUCCCCCCUUCUAAAGAUGUUGAUAUUUUAAAACAUUCAGAGUCAAUUAACUUAUUUUCUGGCUCGAUGAUUAGCUCAAAUGUACUAGAGCCUUCUCGAUUCACUAAUUUGCUAACCAUUCCGUCAAUACAUUCGGAGCCGCCAAGUCCAAUUGAUCCUCUACCCCUUGAUUCAUUACAAGAAGAAGACAACAGCACUUAUUCUGAAAACUUUGUUCACAGUGAUAAUCUAAAUAAUCCAUUAAUAUCACAAUUGACGCAAAAAAUUUUAAAAAGUCCUACAAGGCACUCCGAUCCAAUUAUUCCUUCCAUUUUAUUUAACAUUGAAGAUUGCAAUAUGAACGAAUCUCAUCAACAAAGUAUUAAUCCGAAUUUUUCGACAUUGGAAAAAUCUGAAUCAGCGAAUCAUUUAACAUUGUCCAAUUUACUCUUAAGUUGCAAUAAUUAUGACCAGUCUCAAGGGAAUAGCAGGCAUGUUAAUCCAAUAUUUUCAGAACACAAACCCACUAGAUUCAAUUCUAAAGAACCUUCGAAUUCUAAAUGGUCUGAGUCUUCCAGAAGUCAAGAAAUGCUAUCUAAUGUUAUAGAACAUUCGCAAUUUCCAUCAUCUUAUUCUGUAAAUAAUUUGCAAAUUUGCAAUAAUAUCAGUGAACUCAAUGAUAUAACCUGCUUGGAUCCCUUUGUUUACUCUGAUGCACUAAGCUCAUCUUUUCAUGAAUCUUUUUUCAGCGCUCCUUCAUUACCAGAGUCAGAAGAUAUAUUUACAUCCUUUGAGACAGAUGAACUUCCGUCAGAAACAAUUUUACCAAUAACACGGAGUUCUACAUCCAAUAUAAAUAUGGUAAAAUCCCCAGUAAAUUUAUAUCAUGACCCACAGCUAGAUAUGCAAAGUAAAUCGACCGAGUCAAUAUUCCGAUACAAAAACCAAAGUGAGAGAUUAUGUUCAAUACUUAAAUUAGAUGGAAACACAUACCAAAAUAGAUCAAAAAUAAAAUCUGUAACAUAUAAGAAUUCAAAAUUAACGCCAGUAAAUACGUCUAGCUCUCUAGAUAUUACUGUUGUAUCUGACAUACCGAGUGAAAGUAGCCUAAGUGUGAAAGUUUAA
This is a messenger RNA of Ceratosolen solmsi marchali, 3395 nucleotides long. RefSeq lists its product as uncharacterized. Bases 204 to 3395 code for a protein of 1063 amino acids. Gene Ontology annotation, cellular component: membrane. Gene Ontology annotation, molecular function: phosphatidylcholine binding; G protein-coupled receptor activity. The record is from RefSeq and is a predicted model, not a curated record. Gene Ontology annotation, biological process: regulation of metabolic process; adenylate cyclase-activating G protein-coupled receptor signaling pathway. NCBI's taxonomy places the organism in Eukaryota, Metazoa, Arthropoda, Insecta, Hymenoptera, Agaonidae. The transcript is spliced from 5 exons.